Messenger RNA from Diorhabda sublineata, 2861 nucleotides. RefSeq lists its product as uncharacterized. Lineage: Eukaryota; Metazoa; Arthropoda; Insecta; Coleoptera; Chrysomelidae. Bases 179 to 2263 code for a protein of 694 amino acids. The transcript has 5 exons. The record is from RefSeq and is a predicted model, not a curated record.
AGUCGAUUCCGAAGGUUAACCUAACCUAACAUUCUCAUUGAAGAUGACUUCAAUUAUCGUGAUUAAAAAUCCGCGUUGUAUUUUCGUAAUAAAUGAUAAUUAUUUUAAUUCUCAUUUUUGAAUGAGGAAAUUUGAUACGAUGAUGAUAUCUUCGAUGUUCAUUUGAUUUUCCGAGAAGAUGCAAGAUAGGUCUCUGCCUCACAAGACUUUAUGUUUGUCGGUUUUUGGCGUUUGUUGCCUUAUUCUAACCAUAUUCUAUUAUGACAAUACCAUUAUGAAUUAUGCAGUACCAUACGAAACUGAAGAAUUAACUUUUUAUGAAGUUAAAAAUUUUUCUUUUAUCGACAACAGUACAGUUUCUGCCACAACAAUAAGAAGUACUUCAUUUUCGGUAACGAAAUCCAGUAAAAGUAGUACCACUAAUAUUAAUACUAAAGCUAAUAUAAGUAAAAACGUGUUACAAAGUACUACUAGAUUUUCGUUACCUCACGAAGAUGUCGAAUAUUUAGUUUCGAGUUCGAAAUGUAAAAUACCGAAUUAUAAACCGUUUAAUCCAGACGCUAAACGAUAUUAUAAGAAAGAAAAAUAUAAACCGUGUCGUUCUAAAAGACUCCUUACUUUUGUAACGGUUACAGAUAACGUAGCGACACUUUAUAUCGAUACGAAAGCCGCGCCGUCCUAUACCAAUAACGGAGUCACGUGUUGCUACUCAAAUAUUACGAGAGUGAAUUAUUCCAAGGAUCCGGACAGUAAAAUAAAAUUAUCGACUUGUAUGUAUUUCGAGAACGCCACUACUAUAUCCAAGGAUCCAGUAUACGUGAAAUGUUUGGAUAUUAAAUCCAGACGACAAAUUUUCGAAAACGUCCACGUCGCCAUAUUAAUAGACGAGAAAAUUCGAAGGAAAAUCGACAAUACAACAAAUCCGUUCAGCGUCCUUUUCAUAGGCAUCGACAGUAUAUCGAGAUUAAAUUUUAUAAGAAGCUUACCGAAAACUCACAACUUUGUCGAAUCAAACAAUUGGAUAUCCUUGAAAGGAUACAACAAAAUUGACGAUAAUACCUUCCCGAAUCUAAUGGCGAUUCUAACGGGAUUAAACAAUAGUCGUAGUUACGAUAUAUGUAAUCCGAAAAUAGUCGGAAAAUUGGAUAAAUGUCCGAUGAUUUGGUACGAUUUUCGAAAGUUAGGUUAUGUCACCGCUUACGCCGAAGAUUCCGGUUCCAUCAACACGUUCAAUUACAGAAAAAAAGGUUUCGCCGCGCAACCCGUCGAUUAUUAUUUCAGACCGUACGUAUUAGGUACCGAACGACUGUCUAAAACAUCGAAGGACGGUAUCGUAUAUUGCACGGGACCGGAAACGGCAGGCGAAAGAAUAAUGAAUUUAGCCAAAGAUUUUUCUACAACAUUCAAAAAUUACACGAAUUUCGGAUUCUUCUGGAUGAAUUCGUUCAGUCACAACGACGUAAAUACCCCUUCGCUUAUGGACGAUAAACUGGUCGAAUUUUUAAAAAUUCUAACCGAACGAGGCGUUACAAAUAACAGCAUAAUUAUUUUCCUCAGUGAUCACGGUAUGCGUUUCGGCGAUAUAAGAUUAACAGACACCGGUUGGUUAGAAGAAAGAUUACCUUUUAUAUACGUAUCGUUUCCCGAUUGGUUCAAAAAUAAUUUUAAAAAAGAAUACGAAAAUUUCAUCGACAAUACCGAUAAAUUAACAACGCCGUACGACCUUCACGUGACUUUAAAACAUUUAUUGUUAUUGUACGAUCGUAAUUAUAAAACUAAAAAUUCGAGCGAAGCUUGUCCGAAAUGUAAAUCGUUAUUCCGAGCGAUAGAUUCCGAAAGAUCUUGUUCGGACGCCGGAAUCGAUCAGCACUGGUGCACGUGCGCCGGUUAUAAAAAGAGAAACAUCGGUGGGAGUGUCAGUACGAAGUUGGGGGCGUUCCUAUUGAACGUUAUACACGAUAUAAUACGAUCGAGAACGAGCGAUCGCCGAUGCGUCAAAUAUUCCGUCGAGAAAAUUUUAGAUACGAGAAUAUCGGAACGUUUCACUUGGAAAAACGAUUCUUAUAUAUUAUUUCAGAUUAGGACGAGACCUAAAGCGAUUUUCGAAACUACUAUUAGAUAUUUCGGUGAUAUAAAUACUUCUAAUUAUUCGAUUUCAGGUGAUAUUAGUAGAUUAGAUUCUUACAGCGAACAUAGUAAAUGUGUAAGUGACGCGUAUCUUAAGAAGUAUUGUUAUUGUUCUUCCAACGGCGAGAAAGUGUAAGACGAGUGAGUGCCUUAAAUUACGUUUUUUCCAAAUUUCCAAAUUUAUAAAGGGCGAUCAUUUGUAAAUUCCAUUUAAAUUUGACGUACUUAAAAUUUAAAAGUUUAUAUUUUGUUCAAUUUAUUGGAUAUCGCGAAGAAUUACCCCAUAUAUAUUAUAUACGAGGCGUGUUCAUUAAAUUGUAUUAAGAUAUUAUGAGAUUUUAUCAAUUAUUUUCUCUCAAUGUCAUAUAUACGUGUAAAACUACGACCCUUUAAGACAUUUUUUAUAUUUGGAAACACGAAAAAGUCACUCGGAACCAAAAACUUCAAAUUUUAUAAAAAAAAAAUUAUUUUUUGAACGUACCUCGUAUAGUUAGUGCCAAUAAUUAUGAGAUGAGAAUUAUAUCAAUAAAACAACGCCAACGUAAACGAAAGUGUCAAAUUUUUGAAUAGAAUUUAAAAUAAGUCAAAAAAGUAUAAAUAUAUUGUGUUGACCUUGAAGGUUAACCAUAUUAACUUUCUCACAAAAACCAUAUCAUUUCAUAAUAAAAAAACGAUUUAUUUAAUAAAUAUUACGUAUUUAUACAUAUAUAAAUAAAAUCAAAUAAUUAUUAGAA